Molecule: messenger RNA, 1185 nt
Organism: Botrytis fragariae
Lineage: Eukaryota; Fungi; Ascomycota; Leotiomycetes; Helotiales; Sclerotiniaceae
Exons: 5
Coding region: 1-1185 (394 amino acids)
Source: RefSeq, a predicted model, not a curated record
AUGUUCCGAUUCAUUAAACCCCGGUUGACGGGUGCGUGGGCAACGAAUGUACGGGCAAGAUCAGGACCUAGUAGCUCUGCUGCGAAUUCAUUAUCUAUGCGCAGCAAUGCUCAGAGAUUCGCAGGAAAGGCAUCACAUGUGGUUCGCUUCAGGAAACCACCUAUUAGAAUAAGAAACGUCGCCAUCAGCUUUAUAGUGGUAUACGCCUGCUUUGAAGUUUACACCAGACUAGUUCUCGGUCCCUUGGACAAGGCUGCUGAGGAGGCAUCGAAACACAUACCGGACGAGGAAUGGCAAGAGGCCGAACCACCAUUAUUUAUACCAUUUCCUGGCACUACGAGACAGCUACCAACUGUUCCUUACAAAGGAACUGAUCCAGAAUUCCAAGAGUUCAUCAAGAUUAGCCAGGAUACAAAGCUUAUGAAUAAACUUAGGGUUGACUUGACAGAAAUAAUGCGGGAUUUUGCUUGCAAAAGUCCGAUCGUUGUACAAAUUGCUGGAAAGAACCUAAAAAGCAGAAGGAUUUGGCUCGACAUUGACUUUCCUUCAAUUCCUCCGCCGUCAUUCGAAAGAUCAGGGAUCGAAAUUUCGGAUGAUGCAAUAUCCUGGGUCACACAGCCCGUCGAUGCCCGAAUACAUAGCAGGGAUGUUUGGCGUGGAAGUUCAAACGAGUCCUGCUCAACAAUCACUGGAGCAGAUGUUAGCUCGGUCACAAAGAAUGAUGAAGGAGUUGAAAGGCCAACAAAAGGUACCGGGGGUGUUCAAGGGCCACUAGAUGCGAAGGAUGAGCCAUCACAACAGCAUCUGGAUGAUAAAAGUAAAGAAAUUAGGGACAUUACAGGAUCUGGAAAAUCAACCGUGAUAGAGGAGAUUUUCCCUGCACUUGUAAACAGUAUCAGAGAUAUUCACGCAGGCUUUGCAAAACCCAUCAUGGCAGCCAAAUUAAAAUAUGUCGAGGCCAACAGGAAGUUGCGGCCAACUCAAAACCUUCAUCCAAGGGGUUCUAUCACAGUAUCUGGAUUUGUCGAACUGGAAUCUGACAGGGCUUUCCUGGUCUUUGAUGUCAUCGCAGCUUGGGAUCCCAAAAAGAAAGAAUUUGACGCUGGAAGUAUGCAACUCAAACUGAGAAGAAUGCAAAGGAAAAAGCAAAGACCUAUUGGGUUGCCACGCAGCCCAGUCAGCUGA